Trichoplax adhaerens is the source of this 702-nucleotide messenger RNA. RefSeq lists its product as uncharacterized. Gene Ontology annotation, molecular function: fructose-2,6-bisphosphate 2-phosphatase activity. Gene Ontology annotation, cellular component: cytosol. The record is from RefSeq and is a predicted model, not a curated record. The transcript has 5 exons. The coding region runs from base 1 to 702 and encodes 233 amino acids. Lineage: Eukaryota; Metazoa; Placozoa; Uniplacotomia; Trichoplacea; Trichoplacidae. Gene Ontology annotation, biological process: positive regulation of DNA repair; fructose 2,6-bisphosphate metabolic process; negative regulation of glycolytic process.
AUGGCGGAAAGAGUAUUUAAAUUGACGGUAGUUCGUCAUGGAGAGACUGAAGCCAAUAGUCGAGGCAUCAUACAAGGGCACACAGAUUGUCCGUUGUCUAAUAUAGGACGCCAACAAGCUGAUUUACUCGGGAAAAGAUUAAGUGGCUCGAAAUUUACUCACUUGUUUAGCAGUGACCUGAAACGAGCCAGGCAGACUAUGGACGCUGUGGUUUUAGCAAAUAUCAGCGAUGUCGAAGUAAUUGAAGAUAGGAGGUUAAGAGAAAGGAAUUAUGGAGUGCACGAGGGUAUAACAUUCUCUGAAUUACGAAAAGUUUGCAAACGGAAACAUAUUGGUAUGGAAAAUAUAAAAGACGGUCCAGACGCUGAAGAUACGAAGGAUUUAUAUAGUAGGGCUUUGAUGGAUUUUGCUACUUCAAAUGAAACUUUGCUUCCGAUAGUUGACUGUAAAAAUGAUGUUAAUCAUUCUGAUCAAGUCAUGCAAGUAAACGCAAGUAUCUUAAUAACCACACACGGAGGCCUUAUUCGACAGAUGUUACGUUAUUUUAAUAGUGAGCUCGGCUGUAAUUUAUUAUAUGACGAUAUUAGGAAGUGUUCACCAAACACUGGAGUCUCUACAUUUUUAAUUCGCAUACGCAAUCAUGAUUGCAAAAUACUAGUUCAGCGACUAGAAUUGCAUAGUGAACGUCACCUCAAAGCAUGA